Cyclopterus lumpus (lumpfish) is the source of this 2204-nucleotide messenger RNA. RefSeq names its product tyrosyl-tRNA synthetase 1 (gene yars1). Bases 120 to 1709 code for a protein of 529 amino acids. Gene Ontology annotation, biological process: tyrosyl-tRNA aminoacylation. Gene Ontology annotation, molecular function: tyrosine-tRNA ligase activity; ATP binding; tRNA binding. Lineage: Eukaryota; Metazoa; Chordata; Actinopteri; Perciformes; Cyclopteridae. The transcript has 14 exons. The record is from RefSeq and is a predicted model, not a curated record.
UCACGGGGGGAGUCGAUCGCAGAGUCGACGCCGACGCUGAUGCAACACACUUGACAUCUCGCUCUCAGCCACCGCUCGUUGUAAGAAGACGGGGGUUUUUUUGGAGAAGACUCUGCAUCAUGGCCGAUCAGCUGAGUCCGGAUGAGAAGUUCCAGCUCAUAACGAGGAACCUCCAGGAGGUCCUCGGAGAGGAGAAGCUGAAGCAGGUUCUUCAGGAGAGGGAGCUGAAGGUGUAUUGGGGCACGGCGACCACCGGGAAACCCCACAUAGCGUACUUUGUCCCCAUGUCCAAGAUAGCGGACUUCCUCAAGGCUGGAUGUGAGGUCACUAUUCUGUUUGCAGACCUGCAUGCCUUCCUCGACAACAUGAAGGCCCCCUGGGAGCUGCUGGAGCUCAGGGUGAAGUACUACGAGCAGGUCAUCAAGGCCAUGUUGGAGAGCAUCGGCGUGCCCCUGGACAAACUCAAGUUUGUCAAAGGAACCGACUACCAGCUCAGCAGAGAGUACACGCUGGACGUGUACCGACUGUCCUCCAUGGUGACGGAGCACGAUGCGAAGAAGGCCGGAGCCGAGGUGGUCAAACAGGUGGAGCAUCCCAUGCUGAGUGGUCUGCUGUACCCGGGUCUGCAGGCUCUGGACGAGGAGUACCUGAAGGUGGACGCCCAGUUUGGAGGAGUUGACCAAAGGAAGAUCUUCACUCUGGCAGAGAAGUACUUGCCUUCUCUCGGCUACGCUAAGCGCUCCCAUCUGAUGAACCCGAUGGUACCCGGACUGACGGGGGCCAAGAUGAGCUCCUCGGAGGAAGAGUCAAAGAUCGAUCUGCUGGACUCUGCCGGGGAAGUGAAGAAGAAGCUGAAGAAGGCGUUCUGUGAGCCGGGCAACAUCCAGAACAACGGAGUCCUCUCCUUCGUCAAAUCGGUGGUCUUCCCUCUCUGCGGAGAGUUCUGCAUCAAAAGAGACGCCAAGUUGGGCGGAGACAAAAUCUACACCGCGUUUGAAGAGGUGGAGAAGGACUUUGCUGAGGAGUCGGUCCAUCCCGGAGACCUGAAGGCCUCCGUGGAAGUAGCGCUGAAUAAACUGCUGGAGCCAAUCAGGAAGAAGUUUGAGUCGCCUGAGCUCCGCAAACUCUGCAACAGCGCCUACCCCGGCCCCUCAAAGACGAAAGGAGGAAAGGGUGCCAAAGCAGCAGGAGGAGGAGAGGAUGAUGAGCUGGCCCCCUCCAGAGUGGACAUCAGAGUGGGCAGGAUCAUCAGUGUGGGGAAGCAUCCGGACGCCGACUCGCUGUACCUGGAGAAGAUUGAUGUGGGAGAGGCGGAGCCGAGGACGGUCGUCAGCGGGCUGGUGGCCUUCGUUUCCCAGGAGGACUUGCAGGACAGAUUGGUGCUGGUGCUGUGCAACCUGAAACCCCAGAAGAUGCGAGGGAUUGAGUCUCAAGCCAUGCUGCUGUGUGCCUCUGUUGAAGGGGAGCCCAGGAGGGUGGAGCCUCUGGACCCUCCAGAGGGAUCGUCACCGGGUGACCGGGUCUUCGUGGAGGGAUAUGAGACGGGAAAACCAGACGAGAGACUCAACCCCAAGAAGAAGGUGUGGGAGAAAGUCCAGGCCGACCUGAAGAUAUCGGCCGAGUGCGUGGCUCAGUGGAAAGACCAGCAGCUGAUGACGAAGCUCGGACGGGUCACGUGUAAGACCCUCAGAGGAGGCAACGUCAGCUAGACCCGCCACCUGGAGCGCUUUAGUCAAAGGAACGACCCCGGCUUCAUCUGGAGGCGUUUCCUGGAGAAUUAUGGGACAUUGACGCCAUCUAAGAUUUUAUUCUUGAAUAUUGUAUGACACUAUAAUUCAUUACGGUUUCUUUUUUUUUUUUUUUAAACCUGGUUUCCUUUUGGUGUUCACACACUUAAAUAUAGAAAUACGAGACGUACUGUCACUCCAAGAUGAUGGGACUUAAUGUUUCAGUACUUUUUACGGGUUUAAAUGGAUUUCCUUGUGUGUCGGGGCAAAUCCACAAAACCUGAUGAAUAAAAACAUGUUUUAUGGGUUUCAGACAGCAGGUGCAUAUAUUUAGAUAAUCAAUAUGCCAUGUACUAUAAGACAUAGGACGGCUGCGUUGGGGGGAGAACUGUACGGAAAUCAAUAUCUGGACAUUAACUGUCAUGAAAUCAAAUGAUGCAUCAGCUCUAUUAUGGAAUAAAUGCUGCCUGAACUCUG